UAGCCAGUCUUGAGGGAGUUGCCAGGACACCAUUGGACAAUUGGACAAGCAGCCGGGCAAGAUGGACCUGCCGUCAAUGGUGCAGCGUUCGGGAGACACGCUCAUCGUGCGCAGCGUGGUCAGUGGCAAUCAGCUGUACACGGAGCAGGGUCAGCAACAUGGGCACCAGCAACAGACCACCGGCGGCAGCAACACGGGACACAUUUCGAGCAACUCGAGCGGCAACAACACGGCCGCCUCGCAGGCGGGAUCAUCUCUCCUCGAGCGACACGUGGAGCGCUUCCGCCUGCAGCAGUUGCUGCAACAGCAGCAACAAGCAGCCGCUGCCGUGGCCGUUGUGAACAGCGUGCAACAGCAGCAGCAACAGCAGCAGCAGCAACAGCAGGCCGCCAUUGGCAUGGAUGCCAAGGAGGAGGGUCUGCCGCAGUGCAAGAUUAAGCGGAACUACAGCUGCAACCACUGUGCGUACUUCACGCAGAACCCGCGCUACCAUCUCACCCACCUGCGCGACGUGCACGGCGAGAAGAUAGUGAUCAACAAGUGCAAGCUCUGCCUGUACGCCUCGCGGCACUUCCAGAAGCUGGUGCGGCACAUGAAGAUGGUGCACGGCUGCACGGACGGCAUUCCCAGUGGUCAUGGGCAGGCGCGCGGCAAGCGAGGCAUGAGUAGGGAGGCACGAAAGCGCCGGCUGGAGGAGAGUGUGGGCGUGAUGGGUGGCCAGAGCCUGACGGUCGCUGUGCCCGAUGUGCCCACGCUGGAGCAGGUGAAGCGGGAGCUGCUGCUGCAGGAGGAGAAGCUGCAGCGCGACAUCCAGGCCUUCAAUCAGCGGCAGCGCGAGGAGCAGCAGCGCGAGCAGCAGCGGGAGUUGGAACUGGUGGCCACCAGUGCGUAUGAGCGACAAAUGCAGGUGCUGCGCGAUUUCGAGCGCCAUUCGCCCGCCGAACCGCCCACGCCGUCGCCCACUAGUGGCUCGGCCACGCCCCCCUCGAACGGGGAGGAGCCGCAGAACCGGCUGCUCAAGUGCAGCGCCUGCGAGUUCACCACCCUGUACCGCACCCAGCUGCGGGCCCACGAGCUGGCCGAGCACGGCAAGACCAAGUUCUUCCGCUGCGACAAGUGCAGCUAUGUGACCCACAUCAAGGCGCGCUUCAGCAAGCACGUCAAGUACCACAGCAUGCCGAUGAUCAAGUGCGUCACCUGCGACUUCCGCACUCCGUACAAGUGGAAUCUGGACAGGCACAUGAAGAACCAUGGCGGCGCGGGCGCCUUCAAGUGUGCCGCCUGUGACUUUACCGCCGACAUCAAGCAAUCGCUGACGGUGCACGAGAUGAACCAUCAUGUGCCGCCGGUGGGCAAUGCCGGCUCCAUUUGGCCGAGGCGCCAGAAUAAAGUGGGAGCCAGCGAGAUGUGCGAGGACUUCCUCAGCGAUUCGGCCGAGCUGGAGGAUCAGUAUAAUAACAACAAUGUCGACGACGAACUGGACGGCGUCGAGGACGCCGACGAGCCGAUGAGCGGCGGCGAGGAGCAGCCGAUGCUCCACAAUCACCAUCACUACGGCAAGCGGAGCAAGUACGACGAGGAGGAGGAGCCCACGGAUCUGUCGCAGAAGGGCGGCUGCUCCUCGGACACCUCCAGCGUGGGCACGCCCACGCCGAGGGCCCAGCGACCGGUGCCCAAUCUCAUCCCGAUCAGCAAGGGGGCCAAAGACGUAUUAAAUCUGUCCAAGGAGACCAAUGCCUCGCGCAGCUCCCUCACGGAAAUCGCGUCCAUGUUCUUCAACGAGAAGCAGAUCUCGGAGAUGCUGGACAAGUCAGAUGUGCCGCAAUUAUCGCCGGCAACGACGGUGGCCUCCCAGAACUCGACGCGCAGCCAGAUGACCAAGAAGUCCAGCUUCCUGGACAAACUGAAGACAGGGGCGCAGCACGAGAAUCUGGUGUGCCAGUGCGGCCACGUGGCCAAGUGCCUCUCGGAGUCGAUCAUCCACGGCAAGAGCUGCCACGCCUCGGCGGUGAUCAUCGACGACGACGACGCCGGUCUGCACGAGGACGAUGCCGACGAUCGGCUGGAAAUCGACGAGGACGACGAGGAUCACCACUCCCAUUCGGCCCUAAAUCUCAGUGUGACGGGAUCGACGCGUUGCCAGCAUUGCCGCCACCGUUGCAAGUCCUCCACGGAUCUGCUGCACCACCUGAAGCAGUGCGUCGAGGCCAUUCGCUGCGCCAACGAGAUGUACGACUCGAAUUCCGGGGAGAGCGGCGAUCGGCGGCCCGAUACGCAGAGCCUCCAGCAGCAGGCGGCCGUCCAGCAGCAGAGGGUCUGCAUCUGGAACAAGGCGACCAAGGAGAUUGUCGCCGCCGCAGCAGCCGCCUCCUUGCAGCAGGAGAACAACGGGCACAGCCUGGUCAAGUCGCCGGCCGGAAGUCAGGCGGCCAGCAACGAGGAGAACAGCUACUACGGCGUGGAAACGGCGCCCGGCUACGGCGAGGUAACCAAAAAGAUGACGCCCGAGGAGGAGGCCGCCAACUCGUCGCUGAAGAAGGUCUACAAGUGUCCGCACUGCAGCUUCUGGGCCUCGACGGCGUCCCGCUUCCACGUCCACAUCGUGGGCCACCUGAACAAGAAGCCCUUCGAGUGCUCCCUCUGCUCGUACCGCUCCAACUGGCGCUGGGACAUCACGAAGCACAUUCGCUUGAAGACGAUCCGCGAUCCCUCGCACAAGACGGCCAAGGUUCUGAUGAACGACGAGACGGGUCGCCGGAACUACACCAAGUACAACAAGUACAUCACCCUGAUGAAGGUCACCGAGGAGGAUGGCGACCCGAAGCUGAUGAAGUCCGGCGAAAUGACCCCCAACCAGGUGGCCUCGCUGGCCUUCCUCAAGGACUACGCCAAGGUGGGCUCCGCCACCGGACAGGAUAUCACCCUGGAACCGGUGCUGCCGACCAAGCCGAAUGUCCUGGACGAUGCCCAUCUGGCCGACAACCUCAUCCGUAUUCCCCUCUUGGCCACCAUGAUGAACGCCGCCAUGGCGCAGCAGCAGCACCAGCAGCAGCAGCAGAAGGAGCACCAGUCCACGAUGAUCACGCCCUCGGUGACCAUCUCGCCGGUGAAGCGAUCCAGCCAGGGAUCGGUGAUGCAGGGCAAGCCCAGCGACGAUCUGAUCACCGAGGUGCACCAGGAGGGCAACGAGAAGAGGACGGUCUACCGGUGCCGCAAGUGCAACUUUGGCCACCAGAACCGCGAUGCUGUGCUGGCGCACGUGAAGAUCCACUACCAGGACGCCAGCUACCCAAAGUCCAGUUCGGCCAAUUCGGGCACCUCGCCGCUGCAGGUUUCGGUGGGCGGGAAUCCACAGUUCUACAUGAACAAGGUCUUCGCCGCCAUGUGCCUGUCGCAGCAGACGCAGCAGUCGCAGUCGUCGCCCAACUCGGGCUCCACCGGAACCAGUCCGGCCAUUUCGGCCGGGCUGCUGCAGCGGGCCAUCCAGGAGGCCCAGCACUCGCCGACGCCCAACGCCAGCGCUCUGAGCGGACUUGCUUUGGCGUUGGCGGGCGGUAAGCCACAAGCCAAUACGACGAAAGCCAGUGCCGCCUCCAUUUUAGAGCACGGUGAGCAGAAAGCGAGUCAAAACGAGGCAAGUGCCGACAGUCUGACGUCGCCGAACACCACCACCACUAGAACCACCAAAGCCACCACCACUAGCACCACCAAAGACACCGCCAGAUCGCUGCAGGAUCUGCUCACCUCACCGCGCAGUGCCAGAAAUGGAAGCCAUCAUCCCUCUAACGCUAACAGUAGUAACUCGGUUGUGGGAAAUGGACUCCGGCUGGAAGCCGAUGCCGUCUACGUCGCCUCAUCCACCAAUACCACACCACCACCACCACCCACCAACUCAGUCAGCAAGCCCAAUGCAUCGCCUUUGCCAGUAACUACCACUCCUACUCCUAUUUCUACUGCCACACCUCAUCAUCAUCUGGGUGCGGGUAACCACAGCUCAUCCCCAUCCUCAGCCCAACACAAUGACCACCAUCCUCCACUCAUGGCCGGUGAUGGUUACCACCUGGCGUCGGGUCUAACCCAUGCCCACAGCAUAAGCAACAACACUAACCCAAAAGCCAAUCCCAACUCCAAUUCCUUCCCCUCGUCAUCGUCGUCGUCAUCGUCGUCCUCGGUGGCGUCCACCUCCUCGGCCGCCGGCUCCGCGUCCUCCUCCUCCGCAUCGUCGCCACCACCACCACCGCCGCCGUCGGCGGGAGCAGCAGCAGCUGCCUCAUCCUCCUACCUGGCUGCCCCUGCCGUGCAGUUGCCGCAUCCGCCGCAGACGAGAUUCCAUAGCCAUAGUCCAGGUAGUCCCAGCCUCCUGACCAUGGCCGAUGGCGAUCGACGCGACCCGUCGCCCUAUCGCUGCGGCCACUGCCACCAGGUCUCGAAUUGGAAGCAUGUCAUCCAGCGGCACUGUCGCUUAAAGCAUUCCGGGGAUAUUCGGAUCGAGACCCUUGAGCGAGGAGCCAGUGCCUCGGCGAACGCACCACCCAUCUACCGACCCUUGGGCGCAGGUGCCACCAACGAAUCCCAGUCCCACAUCCCCACGAAUUCCAUCCCGAAGUCCGGAAACACAAACAGCAAUGCCAGCCAGCUGCUGAUGACCACCAAGCAGCUGGAGCAGCUCCUCCACUCGCCGCUCUCGGCCAGCGCCGCUGCGGUGGUGAAUGCGGCGAAUACCCAGCAGGAUAUCCAGGCGGCGGCAGCCUAUUGGGCGGCUGCCUGCAAGGCGGUGGUGGCCAACAGCAGUGCCGAGGAGUUGCUGCAGUUGCAGCAGAACGACCAGAUCGAGAUCACCCGACUGCCGGCGGAGCAACCUGCAGCCUCCAACAACAGCAACACCAAGAGCAAGCAACAAAAGUGCCCUGUGUGUCCUUACAUCUCGGAGAGCAAAUCCCAGAUGAACUACCACGUCUCGCUGCACAAGCCCACCCAAUACGAGUGUAGGCUGUGCACUUUCGUCUGUGCCAAGAAGCAGCAUUUGAGCAGCCACAUGAGGAGUGUCCACCAGCAGCAGAUGGCUGCCUCAGCAGGAGGAGGAUCAUCCUCCUCUAUAAACCUCGAUUUCAGUGUGGCCCUCCAAUUGGCAGCCGCUGCCAAGCAGGUGCAACAACUGCCCGCCUCCACGCCGCUCUCCAUUGACCUCUCCCAGGUCCAACUGGACGCCGCCUCGGAUGCGGAGCUCAAUCCGCAGCAACUGCCGCCGGAGUACCAGUACAAGCUGAUCAGCUACUGUCCCCGGUGUCCCGCCCGCUUUGCCCAGAAGCACAACGACGAGCGCAAUGCCAAGCAGCAGCUGGAGCAGCAUUUGCUGGCCCACAGCGACUUGGAGGAUCAGCAGCAGGAUCAGUCCUUUGUCUGCACCUACUGCGAGUAUCGCACAGCCGAGGAGACGCUGCUCCAGCUCCACCGGGCUGUGCACAUGUCGCACUACCAGGAGAAGUGCCAGCAGCUGUACAAGAACUGCAAGGAGGAUCUCGAGUAUCCCGCGCCCAAGCUGCUGCAGCUGACGGGUCCCGAGACCAUCUGGGUGGUGGACAAUGAGCUGAGCCUGCAGCUACUGCAGCAGACAGGCUCCUCCUCCAGCGGAAGCUUUGAUAACCAGAAUUCGCUGCUUAAGAAGCAGCUGGAAUCGGGCGGUGGCCAGGUGGUCGCACCAAUCUCUACAACCAAGGAAACGGCGGCGGAGGAAGAUGAGGAGCGACACAGCAGCUCCACGCCUUCGACCAGCGCCUCGGUGGCCACCAGUGACUUGGCGGCCGAUGCCAGCAGUGAUGCCGGCUCCGUGGACAUGCCACAGUCCAUUCCGGCACCGGAGCGCUGCCUCCACUGCCCCUUUGAGACGCAGCAGCACGAGGAGCUGCUGCAGCAUCUCCAGAAGCACGCCUGCGUGAAUCCUCCGCCAGCCGACUCCCAGCAGUGUGCCCACUGUGAUUACAACGCCCAAGAGGAGUCGGAAUUGGAGGAACACACCGCGCUGCAUUUCAAUGCCAGUGAGAAACUGAAGUCCGUGGAGUUCUACACCUGCUACGAUCAGCUCGAGAUCAGUGUGGAGCGGGAACCGGAGGAGAACGGCGAGGCCAAGGAUGAGCAGACCGAGCACAACAACAACCAGGACAAUGUGAUGAACGCCAAUGUGCAGCAGGAGCAGAGUGCAGGGGGAGAUGAUGAUCCAAUGGAGGAGGAGCCGCCGGCCAAGAAGCCCAGCACCAAGUUGAUUCUGUACAAGAACGAGGGCGGUUUGAGUGUGAAGCCAUCGCCGCAGGAGGAUGGAGUUACUUCGGAGUCGCAGAAGAGCGAGAACAUCAGCGAUCGCCUGCGCCGAAGGAUCCUCCGCGGAGGAGGAGGUGGUGCCAACCAGCCGGAGGACUCCCAAGCGCAGGAACACCGACCCACUACACCGGACAAAAUGAUACUGGUCAAUGCCAAGACGGGCAAAGUCAUUUCCAGAAAGUAGACCUCCAAGGGUCGAACCUUUUAUUACAUUUAAUCACCUUACCCCUAAGUUUAUCGUUUAUUUAGCCCUAAGUGAGUUUUGGUUUUGUUAAUACUUUGUUGUUGCUUAUGUUUUUCAUUUUUUUUUUCGGGUAAUGCGUUAGUGGAGUUCGGGAUUCGUUUUGGGCACCUUAUAAAGAUUUCUAUUGUCACUAACAAACACCCACAUACACACACCUAGUUGGAACAUGUUCCUGCACUUAAAACUUGUUUAAGCCCUAAGUUAGUCUUACGUACCCAUAAUUUAUAAACAAAACAAAAAACAAAAAUUCGAAUACUUUACACUUGGGAAAACCCGGAAUUCUUACUGUAAUUACUUGCUAGAACGGUGCAAAAUGUAAUUUAAAUUAAUUGUAUUGUAAAUUAUCAGAGAGACAACUAUAAGCGUAAAUUAAAAUGUAGACCCUAUAUUUACCAUUGGCUAAAUAUGUAAAAUGAUACGAGGAAACCUAACCCAACCUAGGAGCAAGAUCGAAAAGCGUUUCAAAGAAAUCAACUUUGUAUAGGAGAAAAAGAUAAAUUCAAAAUUAAGUCUUGCUACAAUUAAUUCGUUUAAUUUUUUUAAUGGGAACUGUGAUUAUUGAAUAUUGUAAAUGAAAAAAAAAAGAAAAAGGAAAAAGAAAGUGGUCGCGUAUAUCAUGCAAUGAAUAUGGUACUAUAUACAUACUAUAUAAAUCUAAACAUAUAUAUUUACACACAGCUGCUGCAAAAACGAAAACACAAUUUAAAUGCAAUUCAAAAAUCAACAAAGAAUAGGGAAAUUUUUGCAAUAUUUGCAAUAUUAUUUUGUACAAGUGCAGCACACGGUUAAAAAUAGUUAUUAGUUUCUAGUUUCUACUACGGAAUAGUUAUGUUCUUAUCAUUACUACGAUUGUUUUCAAGCAAACAGCGUCUUUGUAGCACAGUGCUAGCGUAAACACUACAAACAAAAUGUUAUCAUAAACUAUAAGCAAACGAAAAGAACACAUGUGGAAUAGCGGGGCCAUAUUUAAAUAGUUUAAACUUUAAAGCAAGGAAACAUUUAAACAGAGCAAAUCAAAACCAGAAAACGCAAACAAGCGAUAUUGUAUACAGAAACUUACUUGGAUAUAACUGCAACCGCCUUUGAUAUGCAUAUAUACAUCUAAUAUCGAUACCGAUAUCUAUACACACAAUAUAUUAUAUAUUAAAUAGUCCUUAACAUUGAACUACAUUUAAACUUAAAGCUAGUGUAAAUAACUUAGUUUUGUUUACUACGCACACAGACAACACACAACACUUACACACACACCAACACACACGAAGAUUUACGGCAUUAAAUUACAACAGAGAAAAUGUACAAAAAACAAAUGUUAAUAAAGAAAUCAAAUAAAAAUACACAAGUUGCAUUUACAA
Molecule: messenger RNA, 7911 nt
Organism: Drosophila takahashii
Lineage: Eukaryota; Metazoa; Arthropoda; Insecta; Diptera; Drosophilidae
Product: zinc finger protein 236
Biological process (GO): positive regulation of transcription by RNA polymerase II
Cellular component (GO): nucleus
Source: RefSeq, a predicted model, not a curated record